CGCUCCGUAUUUCUUUUGGGGGGAGGGAGGGGUAUAUAAUCGUAAAUAACCCCACACUGCGCCUCCAUCUUCUCCCACCCUCUCUUCUUCUUCUUCAUCUUCUCUCUCUCCCACAAUCUCAACAAAUCCUCGAGAUUUCCGGCGAUGAAGAAGCUGAUUCGCCGAUUAUCCCGCGUCGCUGACUCCUCGCAGUACAGCCUGCUCCGGUCCGAGGCGCGCGCGGCGGCGCCGUCUCGAUCGCGGCGGUUCGAGUCGUUCAGGACGAUUAAGCUCAGAUCUGGCUCGAUCGGAGUGCCGGAGGGGCACCUGCCGGUGUACGUCGGGGAGGAGAUGGAGAGGUUCGUCGUCAGCGCGGAGCUGCUCAACCACCCCGUCUUCGUCCGCCUCCUCAACCAGUCGGCGCAGGAGUACGGUUACAAGCAGCAAGGCGCUCUCCGGAUCCCAUGCCACGUCCUCGUCUUCGAGCGCGUCCUCGAUGCUCUCCGCACCGGCGCCGUCUCCUGCGAUCUCCUAGAUUCUCUCUCCGGCGACCUCGUGUACGCCUCCUGCCACCACCUCAAUUGAUUCCCCUCUCUAAUGUCGUCUGAAAUCGCACCUUUAAACCUGUUCUUCUUCUUCAAUUUCUCUGUGUUUGUUUUUAACGGCUGAGAUUGAUUAGGCUAAUAGGCGAUGAUAUAUACUCCAUAUGAGAGCCGAUCCUGAAAUGGAGAUCGAG
Cuscuta campestris is the source of this 715-nucleotide messenger RNA. The record is from the annotation of a GenBank genome assembly. NCBI's taxonomy places the organism in Eukaryota, Viridiplantae, Streptophyta, Magnoliopsida, Solanales, Convolvulaceae.